Messenger RNA from Balaenoptera acutorostrata (minke whale), 1391 nucleotides. It is a transcript of the gene ARL9, whose product is annotated as ADP ribosylation factor like GTPase 9. NCBI's taxonomy places the organism in Eukaryota, Metazoa, Chordata, Mammalia, Artiodactyla, Balaenopteridae. Bases 299 to 1270 code for a protein of 323 amino acids. Gene Ontology annotation, molecular function: GTP binding; GTPase activity. The transcript is spliced from 4 exons. The record is from RefSeq and is a predicted model, not a curated record.
UCGGGGAGGAGGCGGGAGAGGUGAGAGGCUAAGAUCUGGGCGUCUCAAAAGGCCUUUCUGAGACACCCUGCCCAGCCCGAAGGGAUCUCGCUGUAGCGCGCGCUCCCGAGGAAGUGGCACCUGGGGACGCUUUUCCUGUUUGACCGGUCUUUCCGAGCUCCCGCGGCCGGGCCUCCCAGACCCCCUCGCCUGGGCUUGACCCUUUCUCUAGCUACCCGCGCCUUACCCUCUCCAAUUCGCCUACCACCCCAGGCUUCGGCGAAUCUGCAGCGUGCAUCCCCCUGCGAGCGAGCGCGAGAUGCCGGACUGCAGCCGUCGCCCCUCGGGCCAGCGCGGUGACCGCGGGGGCGCUGUACGCUGCGUGGACCUGCGUCUCCUCCCUGCGUCCCCCGCAGGGGCCACUCCUGCCGGGACCCCGCACCGCAGCUCCAGCGCGCGCGGGCGCGUGGGAGGAGGGACGGAAACAAGGGUGGUGGGGAUGGAGAGGGGGAAAGUGAAGAGAGAGAAGGGAAAGGAGCCGGAGAAAGAGAAAAUUCGGGGAAAAGGAAAGGAGGAGAAAGAUAAAAAGAAGGAGGUGGAGAAGGAGAAAAUUAAGGAAAAAGAAAAGGAGAGGGGGAGGGAGGAGAAAAGUAAGAGUAAAGAGGAAAAGAGGAAAGGGUGGGAGACGGAGAAAGGGAAGGAACAAUUUACGGAAAAAGAAGAGAAAGAGGAGGACAACAGCACGUUGGCAAAGCCCCCGCUGGAGCUGCUGGAGAAAAAUAAACAGAUCCUAGUGCUGGGCCUGGAUGGAGCAGGAAAGACCAGUGUUCUCCACUCUCUAGCUUUAAACAGAGUCCAGCACAGCGUGGCACCAACCCAAGGUUUCCAUGCAGUGUGCAUCAGCACUGAAGACAGCCAGUUGGAGUUCCUGGAGAUUGGUGGCAGCGAACCUUUCCGUUCUUGUUGGGAAAUGUACCUGUCCAAGGGAUUGCUGCUAAUCUUUGUGGUGGAUUCAGCAGAUCACAACAGAUUACCUGAAGCCAAGAAGCACCUUCAUCAACUAAUUGGGACAAAUCCAAUCCUUCCUCUGGUUGUGUUUGCAAACAAACAGGAUCUUGAAGCAGCCUAUCACAUUACAGAUAUCCAUGAAGCUUUGGCAUUAUCUGAGGUGGGAAAUGACAGGAAGAUGUUCUUGUUCGGAACCCAGGUGACUGAGAAUGGCUCAGAGAUACCCUCCAUCAUGCAAGAUGCCAGAGACCUGAUUGCACAGCUGGCUGCAGACAUGCAAUGAUCAGGCCUAGGCCCACUGUGAGGCUCAUGAUUUGAAUGUCACCAGGCAAUGUUUAGUGGCAGGCUGGAAGCCAAAAGUUUCCACUUCCCAAUAAAAAAUAAGGCAUUUCCUAUUUUCUCAA